Molecule: messenger RNA, 7876 nt
Organism: Cephus cinctus (wheat stem sawfly)
Lineage: Eukaryota; Metazoa; Arthropoda; Insecta; Hymenoptera; Cephidae
Gene: Tor
Product: serine/threonine-protein kinase mTOR
Exons: 4
Coding region: 260-7624 (2454 amino acids)
Biological process (GO): protein phosphorylation; TOR signaling; negative regulation of macroautophagy
Cellular component (GO): TORC2 complex; nucleus; TORC1 complex
Molecular function (GO): protein binding; protein serine/threonine kinase activity; protein-containing complex binding
Source: RefSeq, a predicted model, not a curated record
UGGUAUCACCUAAAACCGGAGCGUUGUGCAUCUCCCCACUCAUCUCUGGCCUAAAAUCGUAGGGUUGUGCAUCUCCCUACUCAUCACUGGUUGUAUCGACUCGAUUUGAGUAAAUCGAAAACUCCUAAUGUAUUUUAUGCCUUGGCAUUAACAGUGUAAAUCAGUGUAAAUAAAAAAGAUGACUGGUAAACGCUUUAGAGCCUGAGCGGCGGUGAGGACUGCUCAGGAUUGCUCCGUAGUUUGUUUGGAUAGCCUCAAGAUGACUAGCACCCUAGUACAACAAUUCGUGCAGCGACUCAAGUCGCGGCAUGAAGAAGUCAGGAACAAGGCAGCGCGAGAUUUGUGUCUCUACGUUAAAACAGAAUUACGCGAAGCUUCACAAGAGGAGCUGACAGCUUUUAUGGACGAAUUUAAUCACCAUAUAUUUGAAAUGGUCUCAGGAUCGGACAUGAAUGAAAAGAAGGGUGGGAUUUUGGCGAUUGUCUGUCUCAUUGGAGCAGACGUAGGGAACAUAAAUACUAGGACAAUUCGAUUUGCAAAUUACCUGCGGAACUUACUGCCGUCGAGCGAUGUCGGUGUUAUGGAAUUGGCAGCAAAGACAGUUGGCAAAUUGGCCUUGGUCUCAGGAACAUUCACGGCUGAAUAUGUAGAGUUUGAAGUAAAGCGAGCUUUCGAAUGGCUGGGUGGUGAUAGACACGAAGGAAAACGUCAUGCUGCAGUACUUGUGUUAAGAGAACUAGCUGUUUCUAUGCCUACUUAUUUUUUCCAGCAAGUUACACCAUUCUUUGAUUUAAUAUUUAAUGCUAUUCGAGAUCCAAAACCUGUAAUUCGUGAAGGUGCUGUAGAAGCUCUUCGAGCAGCAUUAGUGGUAACUGCUCAACGUGAGACAGCUAAGCAAAUGCACAAGUCGCAGUGGUAUAAACAGUGCUAUGACGAAACUGUGGCUGGAUUUGAAGAUGUUUAUACUAGAGAACGAGGAUACAAUAGGGAUGACAGAAUACAUGGAUCCUUACUGGUGCUUAAUGAGUUACUGCGCUGUAGCAAUAUUCAGUGGGAGAGAAAUUACGAAGCUUUAAUGGAAAGACUAAAUUGUCCUACGCAACAAAAUGACAAUGUCAUCAUGUCCCUGAUGCCACGACUUAAGACCUCCAUAGUCCCCAAGUGGUCUGGCUCUCCCCAAAACAGUUCAGGAACACAGCAUACUGUUUAUCCUGUUCACGAAUCAGCAGCUUGUAGAUGCCUCAUGCAAGAAAGACUAGAUGCUGUGUACAACGACGUUAUGAACCAGAGGAUAUCACGAAAUCCUCAUAUUCAACAUGCUCUUAUGGCCUUACUGCCAAGACUUGCAGCUUUCAAUAAAGAAAAGUUUAUUAGGGAUCAUCUAAGGGAAUCAUUAUCCCAUUUGCUUACUACACUCCGUGGCCGUGAGAAAGAUCGCCAUGCAGCGUUCACUACAAUCGGCCUGAUAGCAGUUGCGGUCGAGGACGCAAUUAAACCGUAUCUUCCCAAAAUAAUGGAAGUAAUCAAGAGUUCCUUACCAUCGAAAGAAACUCCGAGCAAGAAACGCGCAGCUUCGUUGGAACCAGCAGUUUUUAUCUGUAUCACUCUUUUAGGUCACGCAGUCAAGCAAACAAUAGCAUCCGAUGUGAGGGAUUUAUUGGAGUCAAUGCUUGCUACUGGUCUUAGUCCCAUUUUGACAACAUCUCUACGAGAAUUGGCUCAUAGUGUGCCUUGUCUCAAACUAGACAUUUCCCAAGGACUCCUGAGAAUGUUAUCCCAGGUACUCAUGCACAAACCACUUCGACAUCCUGGAGCACCAUGGACGGCAUCAAGCCCGAUAGUUGCACCACCCACCGAAGUAGAUGUACCAAGUACGGUUCUUGCUCUCAAGACUUUGGGAACAUUCAACUUCGACGGGAAUCCACUGUUGCAAUUUGUUCGCCGUUGCGCUGAGCACUUCCUUACUUCAGAGCAGGCUGAAGUACGUUUGGAAGCUGUUAGGACCUGCUCCAGACUUCUGCGGCUGGCUCUAAAUCAACCAGGACCAACAGUGACUAACACGGUGUCAGCCGUCCUGGGAAAACUACUCGUAGUAGGGAUCACAGAUACGGAUUCAGACGUACGAUUGUGGGUUCUUGCAUCUUUGGACGAAAGUUUUGAUAUACACUUGGCACAAGCUGAGAGUCUCUCCGCACUUUUUGUAGCUAUGAACGACGAGAUAUUUGAAAUCAGAGAAUUGGCAAUCUGCACCAUAGGACGACUUAGUACGAUGAAUCCAGCAUACGUGAUGCCUUCCUUGAGGAAGACGCUCAUCCAAUUCCUGACUGAGUUGGAACACUCAGGAAUGGGUCGCAAUAAGGAACAAGCUGCGCGAAUGUUGGAUCAUCUGGUAGUGAGUGCUCCAAGAUUGAUCAGGCCCUACAUGGAACCGAUCCUAAAGGUUUUGGUACCAAAGUUGAAAGAACCUGAGCCGAAUCCAGGAGUAAUUCUAGCUAUACUAAGAGCCAUAGGUGAUCUUGCAGAAGUGAAUGGGUCUGAAAUGCAGCAAUGGAUGCCAGAAUUACUAUCAAUAUUAUUAGAAAUGUUGGUGGACGCAAGUUCCCCAGAGAAACGUGGUGUUGCUCUUUGGGUCCUUGGACAGCUCGUCGGUAGUACUGGACACGUCGUGAAACCCUACACACAGUAUCCAACGCUUUUGGACGUCCUAAUAAAUUUUCUGAAGACAGAGCAGCAGCCGAUAAUACGUAGAGAGACCAUUAGAGUAUUGGGUCUGUUGGGGGCAUUGGAUCCUUACAAGCACAAGAUGAAUCUAGGUCAAAUUGAUUCCCAAUUGGAUACCCUGACUUCGAUGGCGGAUAUCAAGAGUGACUCUGAGACAAGCCAAGAACUGACAACAAGCGAGAUGCUGGUCAAUAUGUCAUCUUCAACUUUAGAAGAAUAUUAUCCAGCCAUUGCCAUUGCCACUCUUAUGAGGAUCAUCCGCGACCCAACGCUUUCCCUGCAUCAUACUAUGGUUGUACAGGCUGUUACUUUUAUCUUCAAGAGUCUUGGUAUCAAAUGUGUACCUUAUAUAUCACAAGUAAUGCCUAGCUUUCUGAACGUCGUACGCACAGCUGAUGUCAACUUUCGCGAGUACUUAUUUCAACAGUUGGCUGUACUCAUUGCCAUUGUCAAGCAACACAUCAGAAAUUACUUGGACGAUAUCUUCAUUCUAAUUAAAGAAUUUUGGACUGUCAAUAGUCCACUGCAGAGUACACUUAUACUUUUGGUGGAGCACAUCGCAGUAGCACUAGGAGCAGAAUUCAAGAUUUAUCUGCCGCAGCUGAUGCCUCAGAUUCUCAGGGUACUCACUCAUGAUACCAGCAAGGAUCGUACCGUCACUGUUAAGCUUCUUCUUGCGCUGCAGAAGUUUGGUAACAAUUUAGAUAAUUAUCUGCACUUGGUGCUGCCGCCGAUAGUUAAACUUUUCCAUGCGACUGAUUGCCCUCUAAACGUUAACAGGAUUGCUUUGGAAACUGUAGAUCAUCUGGCUGACACUCUCGACUUUACUGAUUUCGCAUCACGUAUCAUUCAUCCUCUAGUGAAAACCCUAGAUCAAUGCCCUGAAUUGAGAAGCACAGCCAUGGACACAUUAUGUGCUCUAUUGAUUCAACUUGGAAAAAAAUACCAAAUAUUUAUACCACUGGUACAAAAGGUCAUGACCAAGCACAAAAUCGUCAAUCCACGUUACGACGUCCUUACCGAUAAGAUCCUCACUGAGUCCACUGUCGCCGACGGGGAGGAUUGCCUUCUAUCCAGGCAUCGUCACUCAAGGAAUAAGAAUCGUGAUCUGUCUUUAACCUCAAGUGACACCACUACCAUAAAGCGACUUCACGUGUCUGCUACAAAUCUUCAGAAAGCAUGGACUGCCACCAGAAGGGUAUCUAAAGAUGACUGGCUCGAAUGGCUACGCAGCUUAUCCAUUGGUCUCCUCAAGGAAUCUCCUUCUCCAGCUCUGAGGUCCUGUUGGGCUCUGGCUCAGACUUAUUCUCAACUACCGCGUGAUCUUUUCAACGCGGCCUUUGUUUCCUGUUGGACAGAAUUAAAUGAUACUUAUCGAGCGGAGCUCAUCCAGACUCUACAGCAGGCACUGAUGGUACCAGAUCUACCAGAAAUCACUCAGACCAUUCUCAACCUGGCAGAGUUUAUGGAGCAUUGCGAUAAAGGACCCUUACCAUUGGACAACAAUAUUCUAGGUGAGAGAGCAAUGCACUGUCGUGCCUAUGCGAAAGCACUUCAUUAUAAGGAAGACGAGUUUCACAAGGCACGCAACAGCAACGUCUUCGAGUCCUUGAUUUCCAUCAAUAAUAAACUGCAGCAGAAGGAAGCUGCCGAGGGUCUUCUGGAGUACGUGAUGAAUCAGCACAAUCAACAAGAGUUGAAGGUGCAGGUGCGAUGGUACGAGAAGCUGCACAACUGGGACAAAGCAUUGCAUCUCUACCAGGAAAGACUCGAGAGUGAUCCUGGUGACGUGGAGUCUACUCUGGGCGAGAUGCGAUGUCUGGAGGCUCUGGGUGAAUGGGGACAACUUCACGACGUAGCCACGAAGCAAUGGUCGAUUCAGCCUGAUGAGAAUAAGCAGCGAAUGGCAAGAAUGGCUGCUGCAGCUGCAUGGGGCCUGGGACAAUGGGAGAGUAUGGAGAAGUAUGUUAAUCUGAUUCCAAAAGAUACUCAGGACGGUGCCUUCUAUAGAGCUGUCUUGGCCAUUCACGAUGAUCAGUACAACGUGGCGCACCAGCUGAUCGACAGCGCCCGUGAUCUUCUGGAUACGGAACUUACUGCGAUGGCUGGAGAGAGUUAUCAACGAGCUUACAACGCAAUGGUGGAAGUGCAAAAGCUGGCUGAGCUCGAAGAGGUUAUCCAAUUUAAACUUGUACCUGAGCGUCGUUCCACCAUCAAAUCCAUGUGGUGGGAACGUCUUCAAGGCGGACAGCGAAUCGUUGAGGAUUGGCAGAAAAUCAUCCAAGUUCACACACUUGUCGUAUCGCCUCAAGACGACAUGUAUACCUGGUUGAAGUACGCCAGUCUCUGCCGGAAGUCCGGCAGCCUGAUGCUCUGUCACAAGACUCUAGUCAUGCUUUUGGGAACGGAUCCCUCCCUGACACCGGAUCAGCCUCUACCAACGAUACAUCCUCAGGUGACGUUUGCAUAUUGCAAGCACAUGUGGAUGGCUAACAAACGUGAAGAAGCUUACAGUCAGCUACAGCGAUUCGUGCAGACUUCAUUACAGCCGGUUACUGUGAGCUCUGUCACCGGCCAGGAAGAUGAGAAACAACACGAAGUCAGGAAACGUCUAUUAGCUAGGUGCUAUCUAAAGCUUGGUGAAUGGCUGGAGACUCUUCAAGGUAUCAACGAACACUCUAUACCUGCAGUUUUAUCCUACUACGCUGCAGCCACCGAACACGAUCCGACCUGGUACAAAGCUUGGCAUGCAUUUGCUUACACGAAUUUUGAGACGGUUCUGUUUUACAAACAUCAACAGGGAGAAUCUGCUGCAGCUGCUGGGGCAGCUUCUGGAACUGCUUCUGAGAAUGUUCUUGGUAAUGGGCCAAGAUCUGGUCAGCUUCCAAGUUCACAAUACAUCUCACAGUUUACUGUACCUGCCGUUGAAGGAUUCUUCAGAUCCAUCAACCUCUCGCACGGAAGUUCUCUUCAGGAUACACUAAGGUUGCUCACCCUCUGGUUCGAUUACGGUCAAUGGCCAGAAGUUUACGAUGCUAUUGUCGAGGGCAAGAGACUGAUAGAGAUUAACACGUGGUUGCAAGUUAUACCACAGUUGAUAGCCCGCAUCGAUACUCCUCGAGUUCUUGUUGGAAGGCUCAUUCAUUACCUGCUGAUCGACAUUGGAAAAACGCAUCCUCAAGCACUAGUGUAUCCUUUGACAGUUGCUUCCAAGAGUGCCAGUCAGGCUCGUAAAACUGCUGCCAAUAAGAUACUGAAGAAUAUGUGUGAGCACAGCCCGACCCUGGUGCAGCAAGCCAUGAUGGCCAGUGAUGAACUCAUUAGAGUGGCUAUUCUCUGGCAUGAAUUGUGGCACGAAGGACUGGAAGAAGCUAGUAGACUUUACUUCGGUGAAAGAAAUGUCAAGGGUAUGUUCGAUACCUUGGAGCCGCUUCAUGCCAUGCUGGAGAGAGGCCCACAGACGCUUAAAGAGACUUCCUUCAACCAGGCCUACGGUAGGGAUUUAAUGGAGGCACAGGAUUGGUGUCACAGGUACAAAGUUUCCGGAAAUGUUCGUGAUCUGAAUCAAGCGUGGGAUCUCUAUUACCACGUAUUCCGGCGAAUAUCACGUCAACUACCUCAAUUAACAAGUCUGGAACUUCAAUACGUAAGUCCAAAAUUGUUGCUCUGUCGGGAUCUUGAAUUGGCCGUUCCAGGAAGUUAUAGUCCAGGUCAUCCAGUGGUGAGGAUAGCCAGCAUUCAUAGCUCCAUGCAAGUUAUCACGAGUAAGCAGAGGCCACGCAAGCUUUGCAUUAAAGGUAGCAACGGCAAAGACUACAUGUUCCUGCUUAAGGGCCACGAGGAUCUUCGUCAGGACGAGAGGGUGAUGCAAUUAUUUGGCUUGGUGAAUACACUUCUUCUACAUGAUCCCGAUACAUUCCGAAGGAACCUAACGAUUCAAAGGUAUGCAGUGAUCCCUCUGUCGACGAACAGCGGUCUCAUUGGCUGGGUACCCCACUGUGAUACCCUGCAUACCCUCAUCCGGGAUUAUCGUGAUAAGAAGAAGAUUUUACUAAACAUUGAACACAGAAUCAUGCUACGCAUGGCACCGGACUAUGAUCAUCUGAUGCUCAUGCAAAAAGUUGAAGUCUUUGAACAUGCUUUGGAACAUACCCACGGUGAUGAUCUUUCACGUCUUCUAUGGCUGAAGUCACCCUCCAGUGAAGUCUGGUUCGAUCGCAGGACAAAUUAUACCCGCAGUUUAGCUGUCAUGUCUAUGGUCGGUUAUAUACUUGGCCUAGGUGAUCGUCAUCCAUCGAAUCUCAUGCUGGAUCGACUUAGCGGAAAGAUUCUGCACAUCGACUUUGGCGACUGCUUCGAGGUCGCAAUGACUCGAGAAAAGUUCCCUGAGAAGAUACCCUUCAGACUUACCAGGAUGCUGAUCAACGCUAUGGAAGUUACCGGAAUUGAAGGAACGUACCGUAGGACCUGCGAAUCAGUCAUGUCCGUAUUGCAUCGGAAUAAGGACAGUUUAAUGGCCGUCUUAGAAGCCUUUGUUUAUGAUCCUCUGCUCAAUUGGAGGCUUAUGGACAAUGCUACUCCCAAAGGGAAACGUUCGGAUGCUCAAGGGAUGAGUGCUAGCAGUAGCCAGGAACAUGGGGACAUGUUAGAGUCUCUGAGUGCGACUCUACCGAAGAAAGGUAUACCUUGCAGCAUCGAGAAUGGAGGUGAUAAUAAUCAACCUGAAGCUCUUAACAAGAAGGCUUUGGCUAUCAUCACAAGAGUGAGGGACAAAUUAACUGGUCGAGAUUUUUCCCACGAGGAGACACUUAGCGUACAGAGACAAGUGGACCUUCUCAUACAGCAAGCUACGAACAAUGAAAAUCUUUGUCAAUGUUAUAUAGGAUGGUGUCCAUUUUGGUGAGAAAAUGGAAAUUACACAGAAGAGGAGGAACAUAAAAUCAGUCAUUGAUCUUUUCGGUGCAGUAGAUUUAACGUGCAUAGAUGCCUUGCAGCCUUCGCAUUUUUACCAACGAUCAAACAAUAAGUUAAGAUGUAUAUAUUGACGCGUCCUUUGUAUAUAAUUCGCAUAGUAGCUAGUUGGCGAGAAGCCUAGUAAACGAUGUACAUUAGUACGAUGAAGAAUAUAGUUUAUCUAGGUAAACAAAUACCUUAA